This is a messenger RNA of Aureobasidium pullulans EXF-150, 1185 nucleotides long. RefSeq lists its product as uncharacterized. Bases 1 to 1185 code for a protein of 394 amino acids. The record is from RefSeq and is a predicted model, not a curated record. The transcript has 5 exons. NCBI's taxonomy places the organism in Eukaryota, Fungi, Ascomycota, Dothideomycetes, Dothideales, Saccotheciaceae.
AUGGCUACAAACACCAACCUCGUUGCUCCUUUCAACCCCCCUCCACCGACACUCGGUUUCAGAUGCAGAAUCUGCCUGCACAACCGCGUGGUUCUCGACCGCAGAACACUUGCCCACAUGAAAUCCCACCUAGGAUGCUUCCAUCACCUCGGACUAUGGUAUUGCUCCAUCUGUGGGCAUACCGACGGUAGAGCGGACCAUAUUGCUAAGCACGUUACCACCGCUUGUAGCACUAUCAACCAUACAGCCGCUGUCCCUGUACGUGAUCAGAACAUGCAAGACAUGGUCAUUGCAGAGGCGAGACGUUGCCAGUGUCCUCAUCCUACCGCCAAUGUCUUUCCCCUUCCAACUGCCAUCGUGCCCAACGUCCCUGUACCUGCCACCGCCACCACCACCUUCACGCUCCCCGAGUACAUUGACACUGUCAUGCUGUUCAUCGAGUCCUGGUUCAGACGCGUCAUGCAAGACCCCAUCCCAGCCACCUACGACUACAGACUCAGGAUGGAGGACGCCCUGCGCAGUAACAUCGCCCAAAUCGAAUACGCUCAGCGUUUCAACGUUGCUCGCGAGGCCCUUGUCGAGAUUACGACAAUUGUCGAGUACUAUCGUGAGAUUAUGGAGGAGGAGGGAGACGAGGGAGAGAUUGGCGCCAUCGACGAGGAAAUAAAAAUUUCGUUAAGUCAGAAAGAACGACAGGAGAUGGAAGAGGCUGCUAUCAUUCUGCUACAGACGGCCGUUCCUCUCUGGACAUGGCUCACUGAUGACGCCCAUGACGACGACGACGACGACGGCGAUAACGAUGAGCAAGGCGAGCUCAGACAGAUUGGCCAACAGCUUGACCAGCCUCUGAACGUCGAGUUCGUUGACUCCACUCGCCAAAAGGGUGAUCCCAAGACCGGUAAUCAGCUUAAAGCUGGCGAGAUUUGGCACGUACAAAUGAUGGCCAUGGUAAGCAAGGCACAUGCGAAGCAGAAAAUGGCUGACACCACUGUCGGCGACUGGAUUCCCACAUUCAAAGACGAUAAGCGUGCAGCUAAACACAACGAGCCUUCUAACAAGAACAGCUUGCUACCAGACGUCAUAUCGAAAGCCCUGAAGAACUACCUUAGUCGCCAAUCCGGCACCCCUGCCGAAAUUGUCCUGGCCCGUUCCCUUCACGCCCAGUGUGUCGGAUCAAAGGUCUGA